GGGAGCCGUGUUUGUGGGCCGGGCGGGCGCCGGAGGCUCUGCCGCCGGACCUGUAAGUGUGUGACGUCCGGGUCGGCGGAAGCCUGACCCGAACACAGAGAGCUAUUUGUGGUGUUGGGUCCGGCAGCCGACCCUUCGUUCGCUCGCGUUUUCUCUACGGGACAAACGCCUGCCGGCCCCGGCCGCGAGGCGCCGGCUCCCCAGAUGGGACCGAGGCCCUGAGAGAAAGUCACUUACCAGAGUGUGUAAGGUCUUCAUCCAGAGCUCAAGUGUUCUGGCUCUUGGGCCCAGGUCAGACCUUCUGGUUCCCUUUCCUCAUGUACUUGUCUGGGGGGCCUAUAUUGGUCAAGAGUGAAUUCACAGUUGGUCCACCAUGAACUGGAAGGUUCUUGAACACGUGCCCCUGCUGCUGUAUAUCUUGGCAGCGAAAACAUUAAUUCUCUGCCUAGCAUUUGCUGGAGUGAAAAUAUACCAAAGGAAAAGAUUGGAAGCAAAACAGCAAAAACUGGAGGCUGAAAAGAAAAAGCAAUCAGAGAAGAAGGAUAACUAAAGCGAAAUCAAAGAUUUGGCAACAUAAAUGUCAGCUUGAGUGGACUCCAGCUGAGAAGAAAGAGAAGAAAGGCUUAAUGAUUAAUUGUCAGAGGAUGGACUCUCAACCUAUACUUUUAAGUUAAAAUAAUGAACUUUUUAUGCUUUUAAAAGAACCAAUAUUUUGUUUACUAAAAUUAAAUACCUUUGUAAAAA
This is a messenger RNA of Cynocephalus volans (Philippine flying lemur), 744 nucleotides long. RefSeq names its product small integral membrane protein 11 (gene SMIM11). The transcript is spliced from 5 exons. The record is from RefSeq and is a predicted model, not a curated record. Bases 374 to 550 code for a protein of 58 amino acids. NCBI's taxonomy places the organism in Eukaryota, Metazoa, Chordata, Mammalia, Dermoptera, Cynocephalidae.